CCAUCUAGUGAGCUUGUGAUGUUUCAUUUACUGACAAGGGGAGGUAAAAAAGUAGUGAGAAUUAUGAGAAACCCAGAACUAAGAAAUAAUCAAAUUGAUGAAAUGACUGUUUAUGCUUACAGAGGGGAAACAUUGAAGCGUGCUCUGAAAAGAGAUGGUCGUUUACGGAAUAUCGUAUUCACAAAGAACUGUGCACUCUACAACAAAAACACUAAGGUAACCACUGAAAUGUCCGAUCUCGUUGAUGAUCUUGAUGGUAAAACUUUCAGGAUCAGACUGCUCGAUAAGUCCAGUCCACCAGACAGUCAGUCUGGCAGUUUGGAUGAUGCCUACACGACGCAAAAUGAAUCUCAGAGGUGUGACUCUGAAGGAAAGCGAGAUGCUCUACAGCAGUCUACCGCAGCUGAGUCAGUGAAUGUCAACACACCAAAACAGAAAGCAGGGCUGGAUGGUCGGAAGGCACCAGAAAUAUUGUUUCGUGAAAUAGCUAAUUCAAAAAAGAUGCAGACUUACCUAUCUUCACAGUUUACAGAUUUGGUGAAGGGAAAGAAAAGUCAGCCAGUAUCUAGGCUUUCUCAUGUCCAGAAUCUCUACCGUGUGGAGUACGGAAAGAACGCUGAGACAUGCAGGGAAGUGAAAACAAUGAAGACACUGAUGGAGCUCAGUAACUCUGUUUGUCAUGUGAGAGUAAAUGACAGAGCAAAAGGAAGUGGCUUCCUCCUAUUUGACAAGUUUGUCCUCACAAAUGGCCAUAUAGUUAAAAACAUCUAUAAUGAGAGGACACGGCAGCUUACUGAGAAGGUCACAGUCCAUUUCUCUUUUGAAAGUCUAGGCCAGGAAGAUUCAGGAGCAGCAGUGGAAGAGGUUGCUGGAUUUGAACAUGGCCAUGAUGCGUCAGGGCACCAGCAUGACUGGGCUUUGUUGAGGAUCGGUGCUCAUCAGAACUCGCCCAAAGGUCUGUUAACACACUUCGGAUUCCUUCCCCAAAGUGGCGGAAUUUGCAUUAUUGGGCAUCCUGGUGGUGGUGUGAAAUAUAUAGAUCCAUGCUUCAUAGUUCCAACUGAAAACUUCAACCAGGUUGUCGAGAGGCAUCGCCUUGAAAAUCCAGAGGGCGUUCUGCCGCACAAUCCUCAUUACAGUGAAAACAACGCUCCCAUUCAGUUGAUUACGCCCCGUUACUUUGAGGAUGUGAAAAAUGAUAAAGAGAACAGAUGGGCUCUAAAUUACAAUACUUGUUUUUCUUUUGGCUCAUCUGGCUCUCCUGUCUUUGAUGAUCACUGCAAUGUUGUUGCAAUGCAUUCAGGCGGAUAUCCCUACCGCAAUGCAAGAGGUGAAAGCCAUAGUGUCAUGGAGUAUGGCUAUCCUUUGUCCAGCAUUAUUGAGCACAUCAUUGUCCAAAUGGUGGAAAGAAGAAGGUUUGAUGUGUUGAAGAAAUACCUGGCUUGCGGUUAUAAACAUCAACAUCAGAUGAUGGCCAAUGUGAAGAAACUGGUUGAGAGCAGAAAUCUCUCAUUUAGAAAUGUGGCCGCAAAUGACGAGAGUUUGAAGGCGUUCUUUGAAUUCUUCUCUCAGAGAGAGGAUUCUGUCCCAAUGGACACUUGAGCAGAUACAAAGCUAACUGCUGACUGAAGAUUCAGUGCGAGCAGCUUCAAUGAACUACAAAGGCGGUCAUGUCUGUUUUCAGAUAUCAGCUCUAUGAUCAGGGUACUCUUGUUGUUAAGCACUGAAGUAGUGCAGGGAUGGGGGAAAAGAUCUCAUACAAACUUAUUGUAUUCAAUGUUUUAGGUAACCAUAAUCAGUUUUAGUAUAAAGGGAACUAUGAUUUCUCCAUAAUCAUUUUUUAGUCAGGUGUUUGGAAUAUAUCCAUGAAUAAUAUUUUGAAUUUUGGUGCUGUGCUUGUUCAUAGCGACUGCACUUAUACCUUUUUAUCUUCUGUCUUUGGGCUGUUUGAGAUCUUAUGUUUUAAGAAAUAUUUGACAUUUUUAAUAAAUUGUAUAAUAUUGUAAUAUUCCGUCAUACUGUCAGUGUGUUGAUACCAAUGUCUUGAGAAUGUCUCUUGAACGUGAGAAUUAAAAUUUCUUACCUCGUUAAAUUUUGUCAUAAUGAAAAAACCUGUUUUAACAAGUGAGUGAUGAUUGUUUUUCGAUAUUCAAUAAAGUGAUUACUUUCA
Molecule: messenger RNA, 2170 nt
Organism: Anarrhichthys ocellatus (wolf-eel)
Lineage: Eukaryota; Metazoa; Chordata; Actinopteri; Perciformes; Anarhichadidae
Product: protein FAM111A-like
Exons: 1
Coding region: 19-1602 (527 amino acids)
Biological process (GO): DNA replication
Cellular component (GO): nucleus; chromatin
Source: RefSeq, a predicted model, not a curated record